Cyprinodon tularosa is the source of this 1029-nucleotide messenger RNA. RefSeq lists its product as uncharacterized. The transcript has 8 exons. NCBI's taxonomy places the organism in Eukaryota, Metazoa, Chordata, Actinopteri, Cyprinodontiformes, Cyprinodontidae. The coding region runs from base 163 to 783 and encodes 206 amino acids. The record is from RefSeq and is a predicted model, not a curated record.
CUCUCUCAUUCUCUGAUGGAUAAUGAGUUUCCUUGACAGAGGCACGACACCGGGAUCUGUCACACCCGGCAGCCCCGUCGGAAGGCAACCGGACUUUCGCUCAGUCUUUUGAAGACAUUUGGACACCUCUCCAGGCGACUGUUGAUUCUGCACCAGAGCAGCAUGGAGGACCAUGGUGAAAAUGCGUCUAUAGGCACCGGUCAGGUCAGUUAUGCACAGUUGGAUCUCUGUUGGAUGAGCGCUGGUACCGUGCUCUUCGGGCUGCUGCAACCGUAUUUGGAUGCUGGAUAUUUGUGCUGCUGGCACCUAAAAAUGCCUCUUCGUAUCGUACCAGCGGUUAUUUCCCUGCUUCUGGCUGUGGUGGCCGUUACAGGGGAGACCAACCUCACCUGCUACACGUCAACGCUGCCUGAGGCUAAAAAUAUUCAGAUCCUGUACGAUGAACAUCAGAGCACGGGACAUUUCUGGGCCCGAGGUGGUUCAGAUUUGGCUCCCUGUAACCUGUCCUCCGUGUUCUUCUCCCAACAUUCCGUAUGCAUCAACGACUCAGCAGGAGCACAAACUGUCCUCGUGGUUUUCUGCAACCUGACAAGCAACGUCAAGCUAGUUUUUGAAGGCCCAAAAGGACACAUCCACUUUAACAAAUCAGAAUGUCCCCAGCCACCGAUCAACAAAGUUUCUGAAAUCCACAAAGAACCAAGUCAUAGGGGAAGGAUCUGUGUUUACAUUGUGAUAGCUGCCUUUGCCAUUGCUCUCGGUGCAUUAUUGAUUUUGAAGAUUUGACCUGACAGACCCAGCAACGUUGAUCCUGAACGUGGUUGAACACCCAUCAACAUGCAAUGAGAAUCCUGUUCGUUUCUGCCACUGUAUUCCCCCCCUGGAGCACCGAACCUACAAAUACAGAUUUAGAUCAGACUACCGUAUUUUCACGACUAUAAGGCGCACUUAAACGUCUUUUUUCCCCCUCAAAAUGUGCGGUGCGCCCUUUGGUGCGGUGCGCCCUAUGUGUGUUGUAACUGCGACUUUUGA